Molecule: messenger RNA, 3695 nt
Organism: Hydractinia symbiolongicarpus
Lineage: Eukaryota; Metazoa; Cnidaria; Hydrozoa; Anthoathecata; Hydractiniidae
Product: ATP-dependent DNA helicase PIF5-like
Exons: 4
Coding region: 384-1922 (512 amino acids)
Biological process (GO): DNA repair; telomere maintenance
Molecular function (GO): DNA helicase activity
Source: RefSeq, a predicted model, not a curated record
UCGAAAUGAAUGUGACUUGAAAUCUGCUUCUGGUAGUUAUGUUGAAAAACUCAACGAACCUGGUGUAUUAUCAAUCAUAAAUGAACAUAAGCAAACAUUUGAGCCAUUUAGUGAUCUAAUUGACACUGCCUUAUCAAACUUGCGUACAGACUUGCUUACAAAUCAAGAUGCUUUUACUGCUCAUGAAAAUGAUGAAGUUCAAGAUGAAAUGAUUGAAACAAUAGAUGAGAUUGUGGAUGAUGAAAAUGUUGUUGCAGAUGCAGUACUUUUUGACAGUGAAAUCAAUGUUUCAACAAAUAGUUCAGAAUUCCUGAGCGAUGCAGAAUUGAAUCCCAUGAUUUCAUCCUUGAAUUACAAACAAAGACAAUUGUUCGAUUUAGUAUAUGACUGGGCUUGCAGGUAUAAAAAAAAUCUUAUCGGCAAUAAGAAAAGUAGAAGUUACACCAUUGUAUAUUUUUUUGACUGGCGCUGGUGGCUGCGGAAAGUCACAUCUAAUUAAAACCAUAUAUCAAGCAAUGUCCAAGGUACUUUCAUAUAAAUCUAAGAACCUGAACAAACCCAAAGUUUUUCUUGUGGCUCCUACUGGUGUUGCUGCAAUUAAUAUCAAUGGUACUACUAUUCAUACAGCUUUUGGAAUACCUGUUGGUCAUUUUGGAAAGAAUUUGCCACGUUUAAAUGACAAAAGGAGGAGUACUUUACGGAACAAACUUAGUGAGCUGAAGGCCAUUAUUGUUGAUGAAAUUUCUAUGGUAUCAAACUUGCAGUUAUUUUAUAUUCAUCUACGUUUAAUUGAAAUAUUUGCAUGUCGUGAUGAGAUUCCAUUUGCCGGCAUUACAGUGAUAGCAUGUGGUGAUUUAUAUCAACUGCCACCUGUUCAACAACGACCUGUGUAUGCUGAUUAUAAAAGUGACUGGCUCAACUUGGUGCAUCUAUGGAAGCUUUUCGAAUUUGCUGAGCUUACAGAGGUAAUGAGACAAAAAGGUGAUAAUGUAUUAAUAGAUUUAUUAAAUAAUGUGAGAAUUGGCAAACUUGAUAAAAAAGACGAGGAAUUAUUGAAGAAUAGAGUAGUUUCUCCAAAUGAUUCUGAUUAUCCUGCAAAUGCACUCCAUAUCUUUGCAGAAAAUGCUCCUGCCAAAGUACACAACAAUAUUAUGCUAGAGUCUGUUGAUGCAUUCUGUUUUACUAUACAAUCCAUUGAUCAACUUCCAAAAAAUGUUGCGAAAGGCAUUAUUGAAAAAGCAUUGAAUCGCAAUCAAAGUGAAACCGGGGGUCUUGCUACUGAAUUAAAAAUCAAAGUUGGUGCAAGAGUAAUGCUUACAGUCAAUAUUGAUAUUGCUGACAGACUGAUCAAUGGCCAAAUAGGUACUGUCAAGCAUGUAAAAGCAGACAAUGCAAACAAAGUUUCGAAGAUAUACGUGUUAUUUGAUGACCCCAAGGCAGGCAAGGAGGCCAUAUUUAAAAGCAAUUGUUCAAAUAGAUGGGUACCAAUCGAGAGAGCAGAAGCAAAUAUCAAACUGAAAACCAGCAAAGAUACAUCACCUGUAAUCAAACGUACUCAGUUCCCACUAAUGCUAUCCUGGGCAUGCACUGUACACAAAGUUAAAGGUUUAACACUGGAUAAAGUUGUUAUUAGCUUUGAUUUGGAGAAGCAGCGUUCAUUUAAUAAUGGCCAGAUGUAUGUUGCACUUAGCAGAGUUACAUCUUUGAAUGGUAUGUGUUUGACAGGAAAAUUUUCUAGGUCUGCUAUCAAAUGCAAUUCUCGUGCUACGUUAGAGUAUGAUAGACUACGAAAUGAGUGUGUUUUUCAGCAGAUUCAAAAAUUUUCUGCCCCAUCACAUGAUGUAUUGACUAUAGCACUGUUGAACACAAGAUCGUUUUCUCGGCAUGCUGUUGACAUAUCUUUCGAUGCUUACAUUGUAUGAUAUAAUAUGCCUAACAGAAACACAAUUAAAUCCUGGCCAAGAUACUGAAAGUAUCGAUAAUUAUUUGGUGAAUUUCAGUCCACUUCAUAAUUGUAACACUGACAAGUUUCAAAGCAUUUCACUUUUUUUCAGAAGAAGCAUACAUGUACAAAAUCAUCAGUUUGGUCAAGGUGUUACAAUGUUUUCGUUUACUAAGACAUCAUUUUCAGCUGAGACUUUUAAUGCAUUGGUUAUCUAUCGAAAAUGUAAUGAUGCCUUAGAACGUUUUUAUGAUGCCCUAUCUCGCGCAGUUCAAAAUACCAGUGUACAUUUCAUUCUUGGAGAUUUCAAUAUCAAUGCACAGGCUCAACCACAAAGAUUAUCAGAUGUUAUGUAUGAUUUCACUCAAAUUUUUACCGAACCUACCCAUUUAGCUGGAGCCACUCUUGAUCAUGUUUAUAUAAAGAACAGUGUUGUGUUAUCAUAUGAUGUGAAAUGUUUUGUAAAAUGUGUACACUUUUUUGAUCAUGAUGCUGUCAGCUUUAGUAUAGCAAAGAAGCUUUAAAGCCUGGUUGCCCACCACAUAAACAUUGUUGCCUUUAUCUCAGUUUCAUCUCAGCAGAAGUAAAACUUAGCCCAUCCAUCGUCCAACUAAAAUCGAAUAUAUUUUCAUCGUUAGGCAAUGAUGAUAUGUUUUAUAUUUUUUCAAUUUUUCCAGGUUUAAUGUUUGUAUAUAUUCAUUGUAUAUUUUUCUUUGUACAUGCUAUAGCUUUGUAAUUUUAUUUAUGACUAUAUCUGUAUAGUACGUGACUUUGUACUGAGAAAAAGUAAAUGAAUCGAUUUUUCAGUCAGUCUGCAAUAAGAAUGUAAAAUUUUUUAUAGGCACUAGGAAUAUAUGUUGGUAUUGUUAAAGGCUGUGGAAUGUCAAAGAGACUAAUCGAGAAAUGCAUCGACUCUGUUGUUUAGAAGUGUUAAUUAAGGGUGAUGAAUAUCUGAAAUGAACAUUAUCACGCAAAAAAUAGUGACAUCAAGAAAUCAAACUAAGUCCACGAACCAGAACUUCAUACGAAACUCUUCAAUUCAAUUGGGAAUGAACAGACACUUUUUGGAGCAUCAAUGUAGCUGACAAAAUGCAUUACUACGUAUUGAUUUGGAACGAAUACGAAAUUCAAAAAGAACAUUGUUGAUGGAGCAAUCGCCUAGAAGUACGAAUUUCGAUACAUUUCGAUACAACUGAUAGCUCGUAAUGUUCAUUCGCAACGUAUAGAAGUGCGAAUUUCGAUACAACUGAUAGCUCGUAAUGUUCAUUCGCAACGUAUAGAAGUGAGAAUUUCGAUACAACUGAUAGCUCGUAAUGUUCAUUCGCAACGUAAACAAGUGCGAAUUUCGAUAAAACUAAUAACUCGUAAUGUUCCUUCACAACGUAUAGAAGUGGCAUUUCGAUACAACUGAUAGCUCGUAAUGUUCAUUCGCAACGUAUAGAGUUGCGAACUUCGAUACAACUGAUAGCUCGUAAUGUUCAUUCGCAACGUAUAUAAGUGCGAAUUUCUGUACAACUGAUAGCUCGUAAUGUUCGUUCGCAACGCAUAGAAGAAGUACGAACUUCGAUACGAUUGAUAGGUCGUAAUACUAUUUCAUCCCUAAUCUCAGCUCGAAAAAAACACAACAACUUCUUUCACGAAAUGUUCAGUAGAAGAUAAAGAUGAUGCUUCCGGAAUUAAAAAAUCGACCCGUGGAGACCAUUGACUUUGUUUUACAUUUGUGAAUAUAUAGUAUACAUACACUUCAUUUGAA